AUGCAAAUUAAGGCAAAUAUUUCACGUAUGAAAUAUCGUUCUGUUUGCUCCGAAUUAAAAGAGAAAUCAGUACUUUACGCUUGCUCCUUGAAAAAUUUGGAAGAUGGCAUAAGGCAACAAGAAAACGAAAUCAAACGUUUACAGGGUGUGAAGGAAGAAGCUAUAGAAUUAAAAGAUAGUACUCAAGAAACUCUGGUGAAAGAGGAAAUUGAAGAGACAAGUUCCAGCAAAAAACGCGACUCUGUCAUCAAAGAGUACAGGCAACGCGUGGCAGAACGAAAGAUGGAAUUGGAACGAUUGGAACGUAUGAUAUUCCAUACUCGUCCGCGGGACGAUUUUGAAACACGUGGGAAAAGUCGCGUACAGGUACAAGAGGACAUGAUCAAGGACGAGCUGGCACGACUGGAGGAGGCGUUCGCCAGGCUACAGAACGCUACCGGAGUGUCCAGGUCCGAGGAAGUUCUGAACCGGUUUCUGGGUCAGAAGGCGACCAAAGAGAGUCUGCAGAAAAUGCGAACGGCCACAGAACAAGAGAAGAUGGUGUUGGAAAAGAAGAGGCAGGAGCUUAACGCCGAGAUAGAGAUGAGAAAAUUUUCGGAAACAAAGAGCGCCGAACAAAACGCGGAAGUAGUCGCAAAACUCAAUUUGCAAAUCGAUGAACAGCGAGCUCGUAGGGAGAGAGCCGAGAAUGCAAGUCGACGAAUCCACGAGCUCUUAAACGAAGUAACUGGUAUAUUGUAUAAACUGUGUGAGAAGUUCCAGGUGAGAGUUAUUAAUUAUAAGUCCGUGAACGACAGAGUCUAUAAAUGGAGUCUGGCAGCAGUGAUCAAGCCCAAGACAGAUCCCAUACUUAUUCAUGUUACAGAUACUCCUUUGUUUAAGAACAUUAAAACGGACGACACUUUAGCAAUUAUCGAAUUAUUAAGCAAUAAAGUCAAACAUGGCAUGGAUGUUUUAAGCGCAUCCGACAAAUAUCUUGAAACGAUGGAUGAAGCCUUGCUAGACAAGUUAGAAACAUUAUCGAUCGCUACAACCUCGAUAGAAGGCAGAACAAUGCAUGUUAAUAGUGGUGGACCAUUGUUUCCAAGGUUUCCAUCUUGUGCGACUCCGGCUGCUCCUCUGUCGGAGGAUGAGGAUGAAGUCCCGUCUCGAAACGCAUUGAAAAAGCAAGCCCAAUUGCUCGUCGAUACCAAAAGUCGUCGUAAAGGAUUCGCCUUCAGAAGAUGA
Molecule: messenger RNA, 1227 nt
Organism: Cyphomyrmex costatus
Lineage: Eukaryota; Metazoa; Arthropoda; Insecta; Hymenoptera; Formicidae
Product: Coiled-coil domain containing protein 151
Exons: 6
Coding region: 1-1227 (408 amino acids)
Biological process (GO): cilium movement; outer dynein arm assembly
Cellular component (GO): ciliary basal body; ciliary tip; cilium
Source: RefSeq, a predicted model, not a curated record